This is a messenger RNA of Haplochromis burtoni (Burton's mouthbrooder), 3836 nucleotides long. It is a transcript of the gene dnajc5aa, whose product is annotated as DnaJ (Hsp40) homolog, subfamily C, member 5aa. The transcript has 5 exons. Gene Ontology annotation, cellular component: intracellular membrane-bounded organelle; membrane; presynapse. NCBI's taxonomy places the organism in Eukaryota, Metazoa, Chordata, Actinopteri, Cichliformes, Cichlidae. Bases 188 to 787 code for a protein of 199 amino acids. Gene Ontology annotation, biological process: regulation of synaptic vesicle cycle. The record is from RefSeq and is a predicted model, not a curated record.
UGGUGGGGGGCGGAGCCAGCGGACUGCUGCACUGUCCAUGGUUGUGUAGUGGGAGCCAGAGAGGGUCCGGGUACGUGCGAGGAGAUGCGGCCAUAGUCACGCUGCACUGUCUAAAAUCAUAACCUGCUGGGAUCGUUAGCUUCGCAGCGCAUUAGAGCCUACUGAAAGCCUGUGGACGUGAGGCAUCAUGAGUGAGCAGCAGAGGCAGCGCUCUCUGUCCACCGCGGGUGAGUCUCUCUACCAUGUGUUGGGAGUUGAGAAGAUGGCCACGACGGACGAUAUAAAGAGAUCUUACAGGAAACUGGCGUUAAAGUUCCACCCUGACAAGAAUCCCGACAAUCCAGAGGCCGCAGAUAAGUUCAAGGAGAUAAACAACGCCCACGCCAUCCUGAAUGACCCCACGAAGCGUAACAUUUACGAUAAAUAUGGCUCUCUAGGCCUAUAUGUGGCCGAGCAGUUUGGAGAGGAGAAUGUUAACACUUACUUUGUCCUUUCUAGCUGGUGGGCAAAGGCUCUGUUUGUAUUGUGUGGCCUGGCCACUGGCUGUUACUUCUGUUGCUGCCUGUGUUGCUGCUGUAACUGCUGCUGUGGAAGAUGUAAACCACGGCCUCGAGAGGGCCAGGAGCAGGACUUUUAUGUGUCCCCUGAGGACCUGGAGGCUCAGCUGCAAUCUGAUGAGAGAGAGGCUGGUGGUGAACCUAUAGUGCUGCAGCCGUCAGCGACAGAGACAACCCAGUUAACAUCAGAUGGGCACCACUCCUACCGCACCGACCCCGGCUUCAACUAACCCUCCGUUCCCAUCGAUCCUGGCCUGCGGUCCUGCCUGCUUCCCUGCUCCACCUCAGUGAGAUGAACGAAAGGGGCAAAACAUCUUUCCACUUCAGAAAGAGAGCCAUGCGGAGGUGAAGGGGACUAGUAAGCAUGGCCCAUGAAAGGAACUAAUGAAUUCACAUCCCUUACACCUCCCUCCCUGAUCGGUCCGCUACGUAUUUCCCUGCCAGUACGAGAAGAAAUCCCUUUUAUUUCUUCUUUUGUAUCUCUCAGCCUUUACUCACACAGGUCGCCUGCCCUACCUUACCUUUCCCAUAGUUUGCAUUAUGGUGUAGCAUGCACUGUUUGGAAAAAAAAGGUCUCCACGUUUUCUUUAAUCCUUUGCAACAUUUUUACUUUGCAAAGCCCAUCAUACAGGUGCAGUUUUUUCAAAUGAGUACAGUACAUGAGGAGGGGAUAAAGUUUACCAGAUGUUUUAUGCUAAAGGAACAGAGAGCCAUGGCUCAGGGAGGUGCUGGUUGGAGAAGUGCUUGCUGGCUUAGGUGGUCGGUACCAUCAUCAAACCUCCAAGAACUAAGUUGUCAUAUAUAUUUACACUUUUCUCGUGUGAUUCGUAAUCGAUAUUCUUUCAGUUGAAAAUGCCAGCUGAUGUUGUCAGACCUGCAGCGUGGUCUUUAGUGUGCCCCCCACCAGAGUGUUUUUAAUGUCAAUCAUGAGGUUAUUAAGGCACAGAGCUUUAUUUGCAGACAGUUUGCUAUAGAUUUCUGCUGACGUUAGAGUUUCUGCUUUAGUUAGUAAUUUGCUUUGGCAUUUUCCUUCCUUCUGAAAGCCCCUCAUCGCAGGACAGACUACUUCCCCUUGUUUUUCCUGCAGCACUGAGCAGGUUGUUAUAAUUGUUACUUUACAUUAAUGCAUAUUGUCUUUUAAUGUAUUUUAAAUCAAAUAUGGCACAUUUCAACCCCAUGGUACAGUUCACUGUUGUUUCAUCAUAUCACCAGCUACAAAUUGACGAUGACACUGGAUACAUAAAGUUAAAAAAAAAAAAAAAAAUCAUACAUAACCAACAUGUUCUUAUCUCAAGGAGUGAUAUAAUGUUGUUUUGUCAGAUGCCAUAAAUGUUUCCAGGUUAAAGAUAAAAUGUCCUUUGGUGACAGUGCCUUAAUGCAAUGGCCAUAGUUAGUCCGUGAAAGUUAAUAGUCUGGUUUUAGACACCUAUGAAGUCUCUGUUAGGAGGCUGAAGGGGUGGAGGUGCAUAAGUUGUAGUUUUGUCAUGGAGGAGACCCUGGUUUGGUUCUUGUUUGAACUUAUGUAUCAUGGUUUACCAAGUUGAAAACCAAAAAGCAGAUUCAGAGAGCUUUAAUUUUAACAUAAAUGUAAGCAGUCCAACAGAGAGCAGCGAUUAGAGCACAGGGAGUCAUCUGCUUAUCUCGUAGAGAUGAGUUCACAGACUGGAGCACUGGAGAGAGCACUUUGGCAAUGAAUUCAUGUUAAAUGGGCUCUUUUAUGUGCAGGAGGUAAUGAGUUGAUGGGAAACAGGUACACCAACCUGCCGCUCAGCAAACAGGGGAGAGGACACACCUCUAGCUUGCUCGUGCACGGAAUCCUACCAGGGACUGAGAGAGGCCAUGGCACUUUGUGUUUUUCCUCUUUUAAUUUGUGCUUUCACUCAGUUAGGUUUAAGCCCUAAAACUACUUGGUUGGCCUCCCUUUAAAAUAGCAGCCUUGCAUGAUGAAGUUGGAAGUGACAGUUCUGUGUCACCAGUGCCAUAACCCGGUGCAUCGUGAGCUGCCACCAAAGGACACCUUGUGCAUAAAUGAGCCUCGGCUUUGACAAAACAGCGUUAUCUGACACCCGACUAAUGAGAAUGGGCAGAUGAAACAAUAACAUUUCAAUAAAUUGUAUUUAUUUUAUGGUGACACAUCCAGGCUCUUCUUCUCUUCUGUUUUCCUGUCCUUACCUAAGAUUUGUACUAAUAGUAAAACUAUUUUUUAGAGCUACUGCAGCUCACUAAGACUGAGAGACAUUUAUUUUAUGUUAGUUUUAUUUUUCUGCUACGUGAAGCCAAGGAGCUCCAGGUAAUCCAGCUGGCUCUGAUGAGAACUGCUAAAAGGUAGAAAUAACAGAUAUUUAUCAGCAGCAGUGCUGGUUAGGAGGAUGACAUGUUUUUAACUCUAGAUAAGGUUUAGGGAAAAAAACAUGUUACACUCUUCUGAGUUGUUAUUAUUAUAAAAAAAAUAAUUAGCAUGGAGGAUUUCUAUUUUCAACUCAUUCCUGUGUUUUGAACUGUCCGAUGACUUUGAUAUUUUGUCCGAUGCUGUGUGAUCGUUCCUCAUUGUCGACUUUUCUGAAUCCAUGCUCAUCAGGCAUAUCAUCUGUGAGCCAGUGCUACAGGCAGCUCAGAGUAAAAGAUUUUUACAUACUGCUGAAUUUGCAUAUAUUGCCACACAUUUUUGCCAUAAAUCGCCAUGAACAUCUUCGCCACUUUGUCAGUUUCAUGACUGCUAAUGAUGUGUUUUUAAUGGUUUACAAUUGGUGAGCUCCCGUUGCCCACCCUCUGCUAUUAACGGUAUGGAUGUUGACCUCUGUGGCCCUUGUAUCAUGUUUCCUGUAACCCUUGAUGAAACGUAGAUGUUCCUGUCAUGGCUUUUUCAUUGAGAUACUGAAAAAUGCUACUGUAAAUGUUCUAAGUUGAAUGCACUGUGUGUUUAAAAAAAAAUUGUAAUGGAUCAAUGAUCAGGAAAUGACUCCAUAAAAAGACAAUAUAGUAUAUAGUGUAACUAUAGUGAAAUGGUUAUAUGAUGCAUUUUUGGAAUUUUAUUUAUUUCAUACUUGGUCAUGUUUCAGAUGAUGAUCGAUUAUGAUUUUAACUGGUAUGGUGUUGUAAUGUAGCCAUUAAAUUUUGCAAGGAAUGGUUUAAUGGUUAAGGUCGCUUGUACAUACACUUGGCCCAUAUAAAGUAUAAACCUUAACAUUUAUGUUGUAGCAUGGUAACUGUGUGUCUGGAAGAAAACAAGUGGAUCAUUGAUCUCAUUUGCUCUUGGUGAAUAAAUGUUCCUCAACAUUU